UCGCGCUCACGCGCGCAGACCUGAGAACCGAGGAAGCAGCGCGGAGGCCCGCGUCCCUGGCCGCCCACGCCCCUCAGCCCAGGGAGCACCUCGCGAGGUAAGGCGGACGCCUGGCUGGCUCCCGGAGCUCGCCCGCGCCCGCCCUCGCUCGGAACUCAGCCUCGUCACACCCGGGCCUCAGACGCCACGGAACUUCGCAGCCCGGGGUCGGUGACGAGGAGCCGAGCGAAAAAGCAGCGCCUAGGGUUUGCUUGUUUGUUUGUGUCUGUUACAGAUGCCUACUACUUGUAAUAGGCAGCCUGGUAAAACGAGUCUAUGGAAACGGUUGCUAGGGUCAGGUAACAGCCGCUUCCGGAAGUUGUCAGACGCUUUGCUAACAAUGGAGCUACUGGACCUAUGCGGCGCCUCUUCCGGUUUCGCCCUUUCUCGCCCACUCAUUUUUCGCAAGGUUGCCUUUGACCCCGGAAGUCAGAUCUUCCGGGUUCCUCCCUCCCCAAGAUGGCAGCAGCCGAAGACGAGUUACUGCUCCCUCGGCUCCCCGAGCUGUUCGAAACCAGCAAGCAGCUUCUGGACGAACUAGAAGUAACAACUGAACCCACCGGCUCCCGGAUUAUCCAAGAUAAGGUGAUCAAGGGACUAGACCUCCUGAAGAACGCUGCCGAAAUGUUAACGCAGCUCGACUUGUUCAGCCGAAAUGAAGAUUUGGAAGAGAUUGCUUCCACCGACCUGAAGUACUUGUUGGUGCCAGCAUUUCAAGGAGCUUUCGUCAUGAAACAAGUCAACCCCAGCAAGCGUCUAGAUCACUUGCAGAGGGCUCGAGAACACUUUUUAAACUACUUAACUCAGUGCCAAAACCAUCACGUGGCAGAGUUUGAGCUGCCCAAAACCAAGACCAACUCAGCUGAAAAUAACACUGCUAAUUCCUCCAUGGCCUAUCCUAGCCUCGUUGCUAUGGCAUCUCAAAGACAGGCUAAAAUAGAGAGAUACAAGCAGAAGAAGGAGAUGGAACAUAGGUUGUCAGCACUGAAAUCUGCUGUGGACAGCGGUCAAGCAGAUGAUGAAUGUGUUCGUGAAUAUUACCUUCUUCACCUUCGAAGGUGGAUUGGUAUCAGCUUAGAAGAGAUUGAGAGCAUUGACCAGGAGAUCAAGAUCCUGAGAGAAAGAGACUCUGCAAAGGAGGCAUCAACCUCUUUCUCAUCUCGUCAGGACAAGCCUCCGAUGAAACCCUUUGUUCUCACUCGGAACAAGGCCCAAGCCAAAGUAUUUGGAGCUGGUUAUCCAAGUCUGGCAUCUAUGACGGUGAAUGACUGGUAUGAUCAGCAUCGGAAAUUUGGAGCAUUACCAGAUCAGGGAAUAGCCAAAACAACAUCAGAGUUGAAGAAAGCAGCUCAACAACAGGAAGAUCAGGAACAAGAGGAGGAAGAGGAUGAUGACGCACUCCACCGAGCUCGGGAGUGGGAUGACUGGAAGGACACCCAUCCUAGGGGCUACGGCAACCGACAGAACAUGGGUUAAUCUCCCCGCAACAAGACAAGACUACAGGGGCGCUCAUCUUCCCCGCCAAUGAAAGCUGCGCCAACUUCCCCACCCCAGGCUCCUGCUUCAGCCCUGUACAAUGAAGGCAGAGACGCUCCAUCUUGCUUGCGUUCAAUAAAGUGUCAAACAAUUAAGUGUGUAUCUGUACCCUAGAUGACAAGCCAGCAAUCUGGUUUUGGCAUUAUCCUCCUCAUCAUGGUAUAUUCCAAUUUUCUGAAGUGGAAAGAAAAGAUUACUGAGAAAUGGCUCUGUAUAAUCAAUGGCUGUAUGAAUUCUCCCUCAAAAAUAAUAAUAAAAGUUCCUUCUAUCACAUGA
This is a messenger RNA of Camelus dromedarius (Arabian camel), 1851 nucleotides long. RefSeq names its product immunoglobulin binding protein 1 (gene IGBP1). Gene Ontology annotation, molecular function: protein phosphatase 2A binding. Bases 499 to 1515 code for a protein of 338 amino acids. Gene Ontology annotation, biological process: regulation of signal transduction; regulation of dephosphorylation. Gene Ontology annotation, cellular component: cytosol. The transcript has 6 exons. Lineage: Eukaryota; Metazoa; Chordata; Mammalia; Artiodactyla; Camelidae. The record is from RefSeq and is a predicted model, not a curated record.